AAUGCCGAAGAUGAUGAACAGAAUCAUGUUGAUUCAGUAACACAUGAGGAUGAAGAUACGAAACCAACGAGAACCGUCAGGAAAUCUCCGAGGCUUCAGAACACUGCAGGUGGUAGGAGGAGUGGGCUGAGGAGAAGCACCAGGCCGACCAAACCGACCAGCAGAUACCAAGCCUCCAACAUGUUCGACGGCAUCGGCACCAACGCGACCAGGUCUGUCCUGAAGAGGAUGGACAACAUGAAGAAGAAGAGGCGGCUCAGUAACAACAAAGAGGGAAAGAUCUACUCUAAAGCCCAGAGAAGGAGAACACCAGUACCACCACAGAGAGAGCUCAAUGACGGCGAGGAAAAAAAUGUCGAUGAAGAGGACAGCAGGCAGGAAGUGGCUGCAGAUGAAGACAGCAACUGCAGCGUUAACCAGAACUUUGAUGCCAAAUUGAGCAGAGCCUCUUCGCUCUACCAGGGACCCAGCAGUGAAUUCCCGAGAGGAACCUUCAGGAUCAGUGCCUCUGGACCAAACACAACCCGCAGAGGAGCAUUCAGACCCACUAAGAGUGCAUGGUCGAAUCACUCUGAUGAAGACAACGACUCUGAUGAUGAAGAGCGAAACAGCAAAAAAGCCUCUGGCAGCUGUCGGCCGCUGGGCCUGCGUACAGAGGAUCUUCUGGGGACUCGCAGAGACAAAAUGAACGCAGGAGCAGGUCUGGCAGACAUCGAUCCCAUGGCCAUCGACCAAUCGGUGGGAUUUGACAGCAUCGGGGGUCUGUCGGGCCACAUCUCGGCUCUGAAGGAGAUGGUCGUCUUCCCGCUUCUCUACCCCGAGGUCUUUGACAAUUUCAAGAUCCAGCCUCCCAGAGGUUGUCUGUUUUACGGUCCUCCUGGGACGGGGAAAACGCUGGUUGCCCGGGCGCUGGCCAACGAGUGUAGCCACGGCAACAGAAAGGUGGCCUUCUUCAUGAGGAAGGGAGCCGACUGCCUCAGCAAGUGGGUGGGCGAGUCGGAGCGUCAGCUGCGGCUGCUGUUUGAGCAGGCGUAUCAGAUGCGUCCGUCCAUCAUCUUCUUCGAUGAGAUUGAUGGCCUGGCUCCGGUCCGAUCCAGCAGACAGGAUCAGAUACACAGCUCCAUCGUGUCGACGCUCCUGGCUCUGAUGGACGGUUUGGACAGUCGAGGUGAAGUUGUGGUGAUCGGAGCAACAAACCGGCUGGACUCCAUUGAUCCAGCGCUGCGACGGCCCGGACGCUUUGACAGGGAGUUCCUCUUUGGCCUUCCGGACAGAGAGUCUCGUAAAGAGAUUCUGAAUAUCCACACCAGGCAGUGGAAACCUCCUCCAUCUGAAGAUUUUCUGGACGAACUAGCUGAGAAAUGUGUCGGUUACUGUGGUGCUGACAUCAGGGCGGUGUGCACCGAGGCGGCGCUGUGCGCUCUGCGUCGCCGCUACCCGCAGAUCUACGGCACCUCCCAGAAGCUUCUGCUGGACGUUUCUUCCAUCGCCGUCAGCUGCUGCGACUUUGUGGCGGCCAUGAGGAAGAUGUCACCGGCCUCACAGCGUUCCGCUGCUUCGCCAGCCAAACCCCUGUCACCUGUGGUUCACCCGCUGCUGGGCGCCGCCCUGCGGGACAUCCUGGACGCGCUGCAGAGGCUGUUUCCUCACGCUGAGCAGGGCAUGAAGAGGAAGAGGGAGCCAGACCUGACCUCUGGUAUCCUUGACGACGGCCUGAUGUACGGAGGAGACGAGGGCUCCAGCACAUCCAGCAUCUCCACACCCUCCACCACCAAGAGCAGAAACUUCCUGCACUUUGCCAGGAGUGCAGUGAAACAACCGACGUCUCACCGUCCCAGGGUGCUCCUGGCAGGACGCCCCGGUGCCGGUCAAACCUCUCACCUGGCUCCUGCAGUUCUGCACGCUUUGGAGCGUUUCACCGUCCACAGCCUGGACUCUGCGUUGCUGUUUGGAGUCAGCAGCACCUCACCAGAAGAAGCCUGCGCCCAGGUGUUCUGUGAGGCCAAGCGGACAUCUCCCAGCAUCCUCUACAUCCCCCACAUCCAGCAGUGGUGGGAGACUGCAGGGCCCCCGCUAAGGGCCUCUUUUCUCAGCCUGCUGGGCAGCAUACCCUCCUUCUCCCCCAUCCUGCUCCUCGCCACCUGCAACGUCCCCCACCCACAGCUGGACCCAGAGAUUCAGUCCCUGUUUCGGGAGGAGUACGGGGAGGUUUACACCAUCAGUGUUCCCACCCAGCAAGAGAGGACCGACUUCUUCCAGGACCUCAUUCUGAGCCAGGCUGCUGAGGCUCCGCCCUCCAAGAAAAAAGCUCUGACUCAGCCCACGGAGAUCCUCCCCCUGGCUCCCCUACCUCCCCCUCGCCAGCUGUCGGAGCAGGAGCGCCUCCAUCUGGAGGAGCAGGAGGAGGACGUGCUGCGAGAGCUCCGCCUCUUCCUGCGUAACGUCACCGAGCGUCUGACUCUCGACCGCCGCUUCAAGGCCUUCACCAAACCGGUCGACAUAGAGGAGGUCCCAGACUACCUGAUGGUAAUCAAGAAGCCCAUGGACUUCUCCACGCUGCUGACCAACAUUGACGAACACAAGUAUGUCACCGUCAACGAGUUCAUGUCAGACGCAGACCUCAUCUGGCAGAACGCCCUCGAGUACAACCCGGACAGCGACCCCAUGGAUCGUCAUAUCCGUCAUCGUGCGUGUGCUCUAAAGGACACAGUUCGAGCCAUCAUCAGAGACGAGCUGGACGAAGACUUUGAGAGAGUCUGCGAGGAGAUCAAAGAGUCUCAAAUCAAGAGAGCUUCUUCCUGCGUGGCUGAGGCCGACCCAGACCAGGCUGGUGGCUUCGGCAGUGCGGGUUUCACCAGGAACAGCCCCCGACCUCAACCUCGCAAGAAAAAGCGUUACAGACAGACCCGAAAAUCCAAGUGGAGCACCGGUGUCAUUAAGAAAACCAAGAAAAAGAAGCCGCCAGUACCUGCAUCGUCCGUCUCUUCCUCUAUGUCCUCCAAGGCCAGCUCAGAAUCAGGCCCAGAGGAAAACAGAGUGACCAACGGCUCUGCUGAUCCAAGCUCAUCCACCACGUCGGAGGGCAGCGACGGGGAGCAGAGCCAGCUGACAGUCACCAUGAAUGGGUAUCACCACAACAUAAAUGGUGUCGCAGGGAUCCGAAAUGGAGUCCUCAUGAAUGGGUACCACCAUCCUGAGCCACUUGACCCUCGGCCAGAUGACAGCAUGCCCACAGGGAAUCUGAACUUCAGGCAUCGAACCCAGACCCCAAAGACUCCCCCAGACCUGGAGACAAUGGUGAACGGGGUUUAUUUGAGCAGAUUAGGUCUGUAUGCCCAGGUUGGACCCCUAAUCCUGGCAGUGUGAGUGCUUUCCCUUACUAACUGGUCUUACCUGGACCGGGACUGAGCUAUGCUGCUGCAGCCUCAAAGCCCUGCAGAUGAAAGGUUUGUGAAACGGUUAGUGAAAGUAACGCUGCUGCUUCUGCAUCCACUGCUGCUGAACAGGCUUCAACAGGCCAAAGCUGAGCUGAGAACGGAACAGUUUCUCUGAUAUCUUAUCAAAGUUUUCUUCUCAAAAAAAAAUGUACAGCCUCAUGAUAAAAAAAUGCUUCACAAGAGAGUGAAGAGUUUUUCAUGUCAGUUGACCGUUGAAGACUUCAAAUGAAUUAUCAAAGCUGUCUUAAACUUCCAUCCAUGCCAUCAGUCUAUAAAAAUAAACUUCGACUCAGCCACUAAAGGGUCAACAGACACUGAUGUUAUCCAGACAUUUGAAAAGCACCGGUGCUUUCUCUUACAGUAUCUUGUGUCAAGGCCGGUUUAUGGUCUGAACCAGUUCUUAAGAUAUGCUGUCUGACCACAUCGGAAACCGACAGGUUUGAUACCAGAUCCGAACGGCUGUCAUAGUCACGCUAUCGUUUUCAGGCAGCCUCUCCAGGAAGACGUUCACGGCGCUGCACACGGUUGCUCUCUUAAAUGAAUUAAUCAUUUUUCAUAACUUAAUCCAUUCAUCCACGUUAUUCUGCUUGUGCGGUUCCAGGCCGCAUUCAUUUAAUUAAUGAUAUCAUUAGGAAUUCUUCUUAUACUGUAUCCUGCUGUAAAACGCGUAUUAAAGUACAUUCUGUGUAGGGUUGAAAAGCCCCCCCGCCCCAACGGUACAUGUACUGCAUGCAUCUCCCAGUAUGAGAACCACUGGCUCGACUAAUCUGUCCGAAAAGUUCAACCAUUUCUUCCUCAUCCUCCUCCUCUUCCUCCUCAGAAAAGCGUCACAAGCGUGAGAGGAGAGCCGGCGAG
This is a messenger RNA of Xiphias gladius (swordfish), 4292 nucleotides long. Its product is annotated as ATPase family AAA domain-containing protein 2-like. The coding region runs from base 181 to 3366 and encodes 1061 amino acids. Lineage: Eukaryota; Metazoa; Chordata; Actinopteri; Istiophoriformes; Xiphiidae. Gene Ontology annotation, cellular component: nucleus. The record is from RefSeq and is a predicted model, not a curated record. Gene Ontology annotation, biological process: positive regulation of transcription by RNA polymerase II. Gene Ontology annotation, molecular function: ATP binding; chromatin binding; ATP hydrolysis activity. The transcript has 24 exons.